AUGUCGGCCGACUUAUUCCAGAAACUGCCACCCGAGAUUAUAAUUGCAAUUGCGAAGACUACAGCUGAUUUUGUUGGCAUUGACUCUCUUUUGAACGCCUCGACAUGGGUCCGUGAUGUAAUCUCUCAUAGCCUUUUCGAAGUCACUGAGGAUCUAUUGGCAUCAUUUCCUAUAACUGGAAAUAGCUCCGAGAUCCUAUUUCUAAUAACUUGCUUGGUAAACAAGCCAGGAUUCAAAUGUUCGGAUUUUGAUGACCUUCAAUCAAACUUCACGGAACUUUCUCUGCGGGAUUUCAGUGACAAGACGAUCUACGGGACUCUUCGAAAGGGUGCACAUAUCCAGCGUCUCGCUUGUGCAUGCAUAACCAAAUUUCGAGAGAAUCUCAUAACCGGCUUAGAAGCUGUCAUGGAUGCGAACUGGGAAAAGACCUUGUUUCAUGAUUGGCGGCAACAUAUGACUGCAGAAGCGUCAUGGGUAGAAGAAUUCCGCGUCUACAGAGCUCUAUGGUGCUUGCAAAUCCUAUCUGAUAUUUACCACGCUUCUGGUUCAGUGGCCUCUCAUAAUGGCUGCGGGGGGGGGGAUGGGCAUCAGCUGAAAGAGAAAAGCUUCCUUCGUUUGGGUGGUCUCUUCCCACGAAAUUCAAUGAGCCCAAUUCUGUUGCUGAGAUACUUCUGGACCUCGGAGCUUCUUGCAUUAUUCCAUCGGAUGUUCCAAUCGAUCACGUUGUCUUGGGCUUUCCAUCGCCGAAGUACCUCUAUCCUAUAUUUGAGUCUUUGCGAGUAA
Messenger RNA from Penicillium chermesinum, 783 nucleotides. RefSeq lists its product as uncharacterized. The transcript has a single exon. The record is from RefSeq and is a predicted model, not a curated record. Lineage: Eukaryota; Fungi; Ascomycota; Eurotiomycetes; Eurotiales; Aspergillaceae. The coding region runs from base 1 to 783 and encodes 260 amino acids.